AUGAGUAAACGUCCCAAUAAAAUUCAAAACAAAGAAACUGACCAUACUCCAAAAGAUAAUAAUGUUGCCUACGCUGAAUCGACCGCUCUUCCUUAUAAACCGAGAACGUCUAAUUCUAAACGCAGACAGAAGAAUAGUAGUACUCAAGAAGAAGUAGAAGAAAUAAUGAACGAUACUUAUUUUUUGAAACUUGAUGAAAAAAGGCCCUUUUUUACAAGAAAGCGCGUCGUAUUCACUGCUGGUAUCAUACUUGGUAUCUUUAUUGCUUCAGUGAUAGCUCCAGGGGGCCCCAACUUUUCAAAUUUUAUAUCUGAGUCCUUUUCGGACUUGGAUUUUACUAGUAUUUUGCCUGCUAAUAUUCUAGUGGACGAACUAUUUGGCAAUAUUACACUUUUUUUAAAGCCGAAUAUAAGUAUAUUAGAAGAUACUGAAUUCAUGCCUGGAUUAAAUUUAGCUCAAGAAGGUGUAAAAGCCAAUUUUCCUGUAAUUUUGAUUCCUGGAAUUGUUUCAACCGGUUUAGAAAGUUGGAGUACUUCUAAUUGUUCACGACCUUAUUUUAGAAAGAGAAUGUGGGGGACUACUACAAUGUUUCGAGCUGUUCUUUUGGACAAAGAAUGUUGGGAAAGUAAUAUGAAACUUGAUCCUGUCACUGGUUUGGAUCCACCUGAUGUAAAAUUGCGGGCUGCACAAGGACUAGAUGCUGCUGAUUACCUUUUCCCGGGUUAUUGGGUUUGGGGUAAAAUGAUACAAAGUUUUGCAGCCAUCGGUUAUGAUUCUAACAACAUGCAUCUCGCUGCUUAUGAUUGGAGACUUUCAUUCUUUAAUCUUGAAGUUAGGGAUAAAUAUUUUUCGAAGCUAAAAUCUAACAUUGAAUUAAUAAAAUCAACCGAAAAUAAAAAAUCUAUACUUAUUAGUCAUUCAAUGGGCUCUUGCGUUACUUUAUAUUUCUUCAAAUGGGUAGAAUCCCCAUUAGGUGGCAAUGGUGGAUCUUCUUGGGUUAACGAUCACAUUGAAUCUUUUAUUAAUAUUGGUGGCCCUUUGUUGGGUGUGCCAAAAGCAUUGUCUGCAUUACUUUCAGGAGAAAUGCGAGAUACUGUAGAAUUAGGUGCUUUUGGCAUUUAUGUUCUUGAACGUUUUUUCUCUAAACGUGAGCGAUCAGAACUGUUUCGUAGUUGGGGUGGACUUUCCUCCAUGCUACCAAAGGGUGGUACUGCGAUAUGGGGCAACACGACUCAUGCUCCUGAUGAUCAUGAGAGUUCGAUACAUACUUAUGGUUCCCUGUUAACUUUACGUUCCUUUGUUUAUAACAAGUCUGAUAAUAAUGACACCAACAAUACUGAAGCUGAAACGAUUUAUAAGCACACAAGCACUACUGGUAUAAAUCUUUUACAACAACACACGGACUCAUUUUAUAAUGAAAUGUUAUCCAAUAAUUAUAGUUUUGGAAUUGCUACUUCUGAAGAUGAAAUUCAUGAUAAUCUGAAAGACCAUACUAAAUGGGCAAAUCCACUUGAAUCACAAUUACCUUAUGCUCCUGAAAUGAAAAUAUAUUGUUUAUAUGGUUGGGGAAAGGAUACCGAAAGAACUUAUUACUAUGCACAUGACAUAGAUUCGAAUGAGAGUUCCAACGAAGAUGAUUAUAAGUUUUCAAACAACCUUUUCAUCGAUAGUUCGCUUAAUUCUAAUCAAGAUCCAAAUCUAAAAAGCGGUGUUCAUAAUGGAGAAGGAGACGGUACUGUACCGUUAUUAUCGUUAGGAUAUAUGUGCACUAAAGGGUGGAAAAAUUCGCUAUAUAAUCCUGCAGGGAUUAAAGUAAUUACUCGUGAAUUUGAACAUGAGGAAGGACCGGGUCUAAAUAUUCGUGGUGGUGCAAGAACAGCUGACCAUGUAGAUAUAUUGGGAAAUUAUGCACUUACAGAGGACAUUUUGCGUAUUGCAUCUGGACAUACUAAAAAACUCAAUGACAGGAUCACUUCUAAUAUUUUAGAAUACGCCGCCAGGGUUAAUCUCUAG
Cetraspora pellucida is the source of this 2013-nucleotide messenger RNA. The record is from the annotation of a GenBank genome assembly. Lineage: Eukaryota; Fungi; Glomeromycota; Glomeromycetes; Diversisporales; Gigasporaceae.